AUGUCUUUAGUUUUACCAAUACCUGCAGGUGUAAAUACAUUAUUAAUUACAGAAAAUGAUUUAGGAAGAGGGUUUAAUAUUGAAAAUGGAGAAAAUGCCAAAAAAGGUCAAGUUUUCAUUUGCGAAAAAGAAAAGAUCAAAUCAACAUUUCCAUCAACAGAUUCAAAUAAUCUUUCAUUAAUUAGAGAUAAUGAAUCAUUAAAAGCUGCAUUAGAUGUAGGGGGUGAAUUAAGUUUAUCAUAUGGUUUAAUAUCAGGUAAAGUAAUGGGUAAUUAUAUUGAUACAAAUACUUCAAGUAAUGAAAGAAUGACAUUUUUAUACACAAGAAGGAUUGUUCAUAAAAUUGUUGAACUUGAUUAUAAAUCAGAAGUUGCAGAAGAUAUUUCAAAAAUAACAACAAUUGAUGCACUCAGAUCAUUCUAUGGUCUUUAUUAUAUAAGUAAAAUUGAAUAUGGUGCAAUUUUAGAUUUAAAAAUUACAUUAGAAUCUUCAGAUAAGAAAAAAAUGGAAAAUAUUAAAGGUGAAUUAAGUGGAAGUGUUACAAUUGGAGCACUUUCAUUAUCAGUUAAAGGUCAUAUUGAUAAAGAGGAUAGUUCAUCAACAUCAAGAUUAAAAGUAACAUCAUCAGUACUUUUAGGUGGUAGUGUAUUAAUUGAUAAAACUGAUGUUAAAAAUUUUGAUGAAGCAAUGGAUGUUAUAAAUAAAUUUAAAGUUGAUCCAGAAAGAUUGGUACCAGUAAGAAUGGAAGUUUCAAAAAUACCACCAAGAGUAACACCAAUUCUUUCAAUUGAUCCAUUAACUUUAAAUCAUUAUGAAAAUAAAUUAAAAUCUGUUGGUUCAUUCUAUUGGGAAUUUCAACAAAUGAUACUUCAAUUAGAUGCAUUCAAGAAAUUAAUUUCACCAUUUUUAGGUGAUGAUGAAAUGGCAAUCUAUAUUAAAGAAUUAGUUUCUGAUGUUUCAUAUCAAAUUACAUCUUUAGAAGUAACAAAAGAUUCUAUAAUUAAAUUUAUUCAAGGUACAAUGACAAAUAUUUUAAAUUCUGAUAUUCCUUGUUCAGAAGCAUCAGUUUCACAAAAUAAAGUAAAUGCACAACAGAUGAUUGGUUCAGUAGUUACAGAAACUGAAUUCGGUAGAUGGAUUGGUCCAACUGUUACUGAUAAAAAACUUCCAACCUAUAAAGGAACUUAUAAAUAUAAAGAUGGUUCAAAAUAUGAAGGAUUUUGUCUAAAUGGUAAACGCCAUGGUAAAGGUAUAUUGAAAUAUCAAGAUGGUAAUAUUGACCAAAUAAAAACAAUAGAGGGUGUAUGGGAAAAUGAUAAUAAAGUUGAAGAAAUUAAUGAUACAAAAAGUUUAAUAAUUUGGAAAGAUCGUUCAAAGAAAAUUAAAAUAUCAGAAAGUUUAACAUUUAGUAAUCUUUCGAAUUCAAAUCAAAAUAUAUUUAAUUAUUAUGUUAAUGUUGAUUUAAUUCAAGAUAAAAAGUUUAAAGAAUUUUUUAAAGAAUCACGUAAUUCACUUAGUGAUCGUCAACGUUAUAAUUAUUUAUUAUUUGGUUUAAUUGGAUCAGGAAAAACCACAGCAAUUGAAUUAUUUAUUAAUAUAUUAAGUGGCCAAAUUAACGAUCCAAAGCAAUUACGAUCAACAACAUUAGAGCAAGCACGUAAACAAGGUCAAAGUAAAACAAAAAGUGUUUGUCAUUACAAUAUUGAAUAUUAUUCUGAAAAUACAUGGAUGUUUGGUAUUACAUUAGUUGAUACGCCAGGAUUAAUCUAUUCAGGUGAUACAAAUAAAGAUUAUCAUUAUGUUAAUUCAAUCAUUUUAACAUUGGGUCUUGAAAGAGUUGAUGGUAUUGUCAAUGUUAUGAAUGGUUCAUUAACUAGAAAAUCAAAUGAAUCUUUAAAUGUUUUAUCCACCCUAUUAUCAAUUCUACCAAAUGAAUCAAUUGAUUGCUUUUCAACAAUAAUUCCAUUUUGUAAUGAUCAAAAUUUAGCAACUCAAAUUAGAAAUGAAACAAAUAAUAGUAUAAAAGAAAAACCUGCAUUUUUUAUGGAUAAUCCAUGGUCACAACAUUCAUUAAAUAAAUUUAAAGAAUCUGAUGAAGUUGAUACUCCAGGAAUAAUAAAAUUACUUGGUGUAAAUACUGCAAACAAUAAUGCUGAUGAUGAACUUCAAAAAAAAAUGAUAGAAAAAUCAAAUGUAUUUUUAGACUUUUUCAUUGACAGAAUUAGAAUAAAAUCUUCAUUUAAAGUUUUACCAAAACCAUUUUUAUUUAAUAUUAAAAAUACUAAAGUAAAUGGUGAUGCAUUUUUUGAAGAUAGGGAUGGUAAGAAAAUAAUUAAUAAUGAAGCUAAUGAAUCUACUAAAUUUGUAUUAACUGAUGAAGUUGCUUUAAAAGUUGGAUCGGUAUUUUCAGUGGUUAAAUUAUCAUUGGAAACUAAUUUAUUAAUUAAAUUUGAAUUUCAAAUUUCAAAAACAAGUAAUACAGGUGCUGAUGGAUUUGCAUUUGUAAUUCAAAGUAAUUCCAAUGAUGCAAUUGGUGGUUGUGGUGGAAGUAUUGGGUAUAGUACUAUUCCUAAGAAGGAUGGUGCAGUUGCAAUCGAAUUCGAUACUCAUAAGAAUGAUGAAAAUAAUCUUGGUGAUCCAAAUAAUAACCAUAUUUCAAUUCAAAAAUGUGAAGAAAAUAGAACACUUUCAUCUUUUCAUAGAUACUCUUUGGCUUGUGCUGAUCCAUCAUUUACAAUGAAAGAUGGAUUAGCACAUAAGGUUGAUAUUCAAUUUAAUCAAAAGAAUACAACUUUAUCUGUUACCCUUGAUUCUGUAAAAUUAAUAAAUGAUACCCAUGUUCCAGAUUUAAUUGGUUUAAAACAAGCAUAUAUUGGUUUCACUGCUUCCACUGGUUCAAGUUAUUCAAAACAUUCAAUUUUAAUUUGUGAGGUUUUUAAACAAGAAUAA
Molecule: messenger RNA, 2949 nt
Organism: Dictyostelium discoideum AX4
Lineage: Eukaryota; Evosea; Eumycetozoa; Dictyosteliales; Dictyosteliaceae
Exons: 7
Coding region: 1-2949 (982 amino acids)
Source: RefSeq, a predicted model, not a curated record